This is a messenger RNA of Rhinocladiella mackenziei CBS 650.93, 1353 nucleotides long. RefSeq lists its product as uncharacterized. Gene Ontology annotation, molecular function: rRNA binding. Gene Ontology annotation, biological process: rRNA processing; ribosomal large subunit assembly. The transcript has 2 exons. The record is from RefSeq and is a predicted model, not a curated record. Gene Ontology annotation, cellular component: preribosome, large subunit precursor. NCBI's taxonomy places the organism in Eukaryota, Fungi, Ascomycota, Eurotiomycetes, Chaetothyriales, Herpotrichiellaceae. Bases 1 to 1353 code for a protein of 450 amino acids.
AUGGGGAGAGUAAGGAAGAAGAAGAGGACUCACGUUCCAAAUAAUGAUGGGCCGGGAAAACCUGGGCAAGGAAACUGGCGGCCGAAAAGUAUGGUCAUACGCAUGGGCGCAGGCGACAUUGGCGCCAGCGUGACCCAGCUGGCCAAAGAUUUCCGAGCCAUGAUGGAACCGGAUACGGCGAGCAGGUUGAAAGAACGAAGGGCAAACAAACUAAAAGACUACACCGCCAUGGCGGGUCCCUUGGGAGUAACUCAUCUCUUCCUCUUCUCACGAUCGAAAUCUGGCAAUGUCCACCUUCGAGUCGCGGUUACACCUCGCGGACCAACACUCACGUUCAGAGUUGAUCGAUAUGCCCUUUGUAAAGAUAUCGCAAGAUCCCAAAAACGUCCGCGAGGAGGGGGGAAAGAAUACCUUCAAGCACCACUACUUGUGAUGAACAAUUUCACAUCACCGGCAACUUCGGAACCCAAUGCAGAUCCUAUCAAGAAACAACUCGAGUCCUUAACUACCACGAUAUUCCAAUCUAUAUUCCCCCCCAUAUCCCCACAGACCACCCCACUUAGCUCCAUCAAGAGGAUUUUCCUGCUAAACCGUGAGUCUCAGGCGGAAGGGACCUACAUAAUCAGCCUCCGACAUUACGCGAUCACCACCCGGCCGACAGGGGUGUCGAAACGAGUACGAAGGUUUGACCCCGGUGAGCAACGCAUGCGGGAGAAGAAGACGGGAGCCCUACCGAACCUAGGAAAACUCGAAGACAUGGCGGAUUACCUCCUCGACCCCGCAACAGGAGGGUAUACAUCGGCCAGCGAGACCGAAAUCGAUACGGACGCCGAGGUCGAGGUCCUGGAAACCGCCACACAGCGAGUUCUCAACAAGCGCGAGCAACAGAAGCAACAAAAUAGAGAUAAAGACAAGGAAAAGGAGAGAAACGACGGGCCGAAUGUAGAGAAGCGAGCGGUGAAGCUCAUCGAGCUUGGCCCACGUAUGCGGUUGCGCAUGGUGAAAGUUGAAGAGGGCAUCUGCGAGGGACGGGUAAUGUGGAACGAGUUCGUGACCAAGACGAAAGCCGAAGAGAUGGAGUUGGAUGAAAAAUGGGAACUCAGGCGGAAAGAGAAAGAGGCCCGGAAGAAAGAGCAGCGAGAGAACAUUGAGAGGAAAAUGUUGCUGAAGAAGAAUGCAAAGGCUCAUGCGGGACAAGGUGGUGAAGAUCAAGAAGGGGAAGAGGAGGAGGAGGAAGGAUGGGAUAGUGAUGAACUGGAGAAUUGGGAAGAUUUCGGUGAUGUGGCGGCGGAUAAUGAGGAGAAUGAAGAUUUGAAAGAAGCAGAGGACGAGGAUGAUGAGAUGGAAGGGUGA